GUCGUUUUCCAUUUUUCUGCUAACUUUGCUAUACCACCUUAAAUGGUCUCGUGUCGUAUCGUAUCUCCAACACUCCACCUUAAGCGCGUAAUGUGGGCAACGCAGGCGUACAGUGGGGCUUCCGCUUCAUUCCAGCCGAACUCGAACCGCCGAUAGGAGCCCCAGUGUCACUUCAGAAACGACCAUUUUUAGGCACUCGUCCAAACUAAACCGAGUAUACCCACCAGCAUGUCCGAACCUAUGUAUCGUGACUGGAUUUUGGAGACUAUAGACUCACUUCGCUCACGAAAAGCCAGACCGGACCUUGAAAGAAUAUGUCGAAUGGUCCGUAGGCGACACGGGUCAGAUCCAGAGCGCACCCGUUCAGAAUUGGAAAAACUGAUCCAGGAACAAACAGUGUUGAAAGUUAGCUAUAAAGGCUCAAUUUCCUAUCGUAACGCGGCUAAAGUACAAAGAAAAAGCCGAAAGAAAACAGAACACCCGACUGGUUUUGUGAAGAACCAAUCCAAAACUACUAUUUUCAACAACGGCGACAGUGCGCACAGUUCCACAGAUCAGGGAGAAGAGACUGGGGAUGCGGAGAUAACGAAUGCGAUACUGUGCCGUGACCCCGAGACUGCCCCCCUACCCGUCGCUGAAGCCGCCCUGGUUCCGAAUAGCGGGAACAGUUGUAUUAGCGGUGGCACGGUGGUUUGUCGGAGUCAGGUUCAUUGUGCAACAGGGAGCGACGGUGAGAGGACAAAUUCGCCGAAAGAAAAACUGCCACAGACUGGAGGCAGCAGUACCUCGCCCGACAGGGAUAAAAGCACCAUCCACAAUAAUGGAAGCGGCGCUUCUGGUAUGAACAGGAGGGCUCGCGAAGUGGAACGCGGUUUGCCUGAGCUCGAGCGCUCAAGCACAAAACUGCAAAAUAAAACUUGCACCAGUGCAAAUACCAGCGGCUACCUGCGGCAGAAGCCGCACGCGCCGAUCAAGGUAAAACCCAGUGCGGGGGCAACGAGAAACGAGGGCGAAUUUGACCAGAGCAUUUCAGAUCUCGGCGACAGGUUGGUGAAUUCUGUACGAAGCCUGGUGCGGAGGAGCCGGGGCGUCGCUGCAUUAAAAGGGCACGCGCAACUGAGUCUGAAGGAGAUAUUGGGCUUUCUAAGCUCCCAAGAGCGUCUGUCUCAGGAAAAGCUGACCCGGAGCAAAGUCAAGGUGGUUCUGGAGAGAGAGGUUGCCAGGGGUCGGCUCCGCCGGACACGGUUCGGAAACAUUACUCUGCCUGUCCGUGGAGUGGUGGGGAAGUCGCACGCGCGACUCCUGCAGAGCGCCGUGCAGGACAGACAAACCGCGAAAAAGGCGGCGACGGGGGCGGUAGCCAUGGAGACGGAGAGCAGUGAGGUUAGCGGUCCGGAAAGGCCGGCCUGCGGUUCACUGUCUGCCGGAGAGAGGGACACUGGAGCUUGUGGGAGUACGGUUCCUCUCUGCCAGAGAGGGGGGGAGACGGAGGACCGUGGCGGGGCCAGGGAGAGACCGAAUAUCCCCGGGCCCAUCGCCACCACUGUCGUCCCGGGUUCACUUACCCCCCCUGACUGUCCCAACGAGCCCAAAAUGGAGCCCAUCCCCUCCUCCAGCUGCAUCGGCCCACAGCAGGAAGUGUGCGACACUGAAAGGAGUCCCACUGCACACAGAUGCCUACAGGGAGAUGCAGCUGUCCCACAGGUGCGGGCGCUCUGUCCGUCUGUCCAGAGGGAAACGGCAAACGGACAUGAGGAACUCCGGGUGGAGGAGAGCGCCGUUACCCCUGACCAGCUGAUCUGUGACCGCUCAAGCACACAGGGGGAAGUGAUGACAUUGACAGAAGGAGGGGAACAGGUUACAUCAGUUCCUCCUGAUGCCUGUAUGGGGUGUAAGAUUGAGGUGGGCGUGGCCUCCUGUUUGCUGACCCCCACUGCCUCCCCCAGGGACAACGGCAUGGUGGAAGAAGGAGGGAUGAAAAGAGGAGUCUUUGUGAAGACGGAGAAGGCUGCGCAGAGCCCGCUGGAGUGGAGCGUGUCUGACGUGGCGAGUUACUUCGUCGCGGCUGGCUUUCCCGAACAGGCUGCCGCGUUCAGAGUACAGGAAAUUGAUGGGAAAUCCCUCCUCCUGAUGCAGCGGAAUGAUGUGCUGACCGGCCUGUCAAUAAGGCUUGGCCCCGCCCUCAAGAUCUACGAGCACCACGUGAAGAUGCUGCAGAAGGCCCAUUUUGAGGACGACAGUGCUUUCUGCUGAUUGGACGUCCAGCAGCCCCUGCCGUCCCCGCGUGGACACACACACACACACACACACACACACACACACACACACACACACACCUCUGAUAGCUGACCCGCACGCCUCUCUUUGCCUCACGUGCCUGACUGCAGCACGCUGAACUGCGUUAAGCACGCACGGACCGGCCAUAAUUGCAGUUGGGGUGUCGUUCUCGUCGCUCUCUCGUUCCUUCGCGUGAUGGGAACUUCCCGCUGCGCGUCGGUUGAGCAGGUCAGGACGCUAUUUGUGGUUGCGCAGCCUUUUUUUUUUGCAUACAUUGCCUCAGUUUGACGCAGAGCUGUUGCCUGGCGCGCUGCUGGGCUGUACGCACGGUUGCCGCGUGAGGCCGCGUCACGUCUCUUUGGGUCACGCCCCCGCGCCGCCCCGCGUCUCCCGGGGCAGACCUCCGUGGUGGACUGGAACAUGUCCGCAGGAACGUCGUGACAUGCCCCUCCUAACUCUUCUCUGCUUCGCUGUUGUGGUUCCACUGCUGCCUCCCUCCCUCAUAGGCAGUGAUAGCCACUCUCUCCACCUCUGAAUCCCAUUAUUUAAAUUUGAGAAUUCCCUGCUGCCUCUCUAAAGUAUGAUGAGUGAAAACACAUUCACAAUCAUCAUUUUUUUUAAAGAUAUUUAAAAAUAUAUCAUCCUAUGUUUUUAAAACUGUUCAUUUCUAAUUAAUUGGACAUGGUCAAGAAGACGCCUCCCACCUAGAGGGAAUCCCCCAAAGGUGUCCUCGUGUAGUCCUGGCGGGGACAUUAACCACUUCAGAUGUAGCCUGACUGACUCCAUAGCCAGUUACAGUUUCAUUACAUGCUCUCCAUGAAAUUCUCUAAAGCAUGUUAGGAAUUUAUAUAUGCAUACAUGAUUUUGGAUGGUGUCUUCAUUCCAUAAAUAAACAUAAAAUGGAUGGCCAAAUAUCACCAAGCCAGUUCCCACAAUAUUGCAAAGGUAGCAGUUAUAAUUACCAGCAGAGCAAAUCCGUCACGCAUAGACUCCCAUCUGUACCAUAGUAAUGUAUAGCUCACUGACCAUUUCAGACAGUGAUGUCGCAAAUCUGUUAUCAAUAUAUAGUGAAUUAUUUUGUUCACUUUUUCAGUUUAUUUAAAUAAUUGUUCCACUGUUACAAACUUUGGGACUGUUGGUGAACCGUUGCACUGUAAAAUAUUACCCCCUGUUGGUCAAAUGUUUGCUGUUUGCCUACUGGGGGCUGUGCACAUAGAACAUUGUCUUAGAAUGGCUUGUUUGUCUUUUUUUCUAGACUUCACACUUGGAGGAAAAUGUGUGUAUUAUACAUUUGUUUUCCUGUACUUUUGGGCUUUUUUUUAAAGUAUCACAUUUUUAAAAAUAAAAAGUUACAUGAAGAGUUUAA
Anguilla rostrata (American eel) is the source of this 3643-nucleotide messenger RNA. RefSeq lists its product as uncharacterized. Gene Ontology annotation, cellular component: nucleus. The record is from RefSeq and is a predicted model, not a curated record. Gene Ontology annotation, molecular function: histone binding; DNA binding; chromatin binding. Gene Ontology annotation, biological process: negative regulation of DNA-templated transcription. The transcript has 7 exons. Lineage: Eukaryota; Metazoa; Chordata; Actinopteri; Anguilliformes; Anguillidae. Bases 229 to 2253 code for a protein of 674 amino acids.